Messenger RNA from Ostreobium quekettii, 1374 nucleotides. Lineage: Eukaryota; Viridiplantae; Chlorophyta; Ulvophyceae; Bryopsidales; Ostreobiaceae. The record is from the annotation of a GenBank genome assembly.
AUGGCUGCCACAGGGGAUGCGCAGGCCUCCACAUCGGCAUACACUUUGGACAUCGCACACCCCCUCACCAGCAGACACAGCAGCGGUGUGUUCUGGGACACCGGGGAGUCGGUGCCAGAAGCCCAGGGUGUGGAGGACAGCCUGGGCCAGAUUGUUCUCCCCGAUUUCAUCCACCAUGUUGAAAGCACAGUAUCUCUCGACACAACAGACUGCCUGCAGCCUUAUAUAUCAAGAACUCUGCGCGAUCUGAAGAAUUUAGAUAGCUACCUUGAGAACCUGAAGGAGAGGGCAUCUCAAAGGCUUGGGGAGUUCAGGUAUGAACGGAAGUUGAUGUCCCAGAAGAGGUCCAACAUUGUGGCAGAGCUGCAGGAGGAAGUCGAGAGAUUGACCCUGGAGAACAGGGUCAUCAGGCACCAACAUGAUUGCCAUGGGGUUGGGACUGAGUGCAAUUUAAGUGCUACAGGUGCCCAGAAGUUUUUGGAGAGUUUGGCCCGCCUUGAGGCAGAAAAGAGGCGCCUUGUUGAGCAGGUCCACCAGAGGGAUGUCAUCAUCGGAGACCUGGAGCACGAGGUGGUAGAGGCAAGGCAGCAGGCUGCCAGUGCUAGCAACACUGCGCUCUUGCUUGAUGCCAAAGAUCAGCAAGUGCAACAGCUACAGGAUAGCCUGCUGGCAGAGAAACUGGCAGCAGCUGCCCUGGAACAGGAGAAGGCACAUGCGGAGCAGCAGGUCGUGGCCAUGCAGCAGCAUGUUCAGAGGCAGAAAGGGUGUGAGGUCGACAAGAGGAGGGGGUUGGAGAACGCCAAGGUGUUGGAGCAGUUGAAGGGCAGGCCAGACGGGCAGCCGGCAAGCCCAGAGCCAGAAGGGGAUGCCCAGGGUUCAGGCAGGGAGGGAGAGGCUGGUCCUGGCCCUGGCUUGGGCAUGAUGGCUGAGCUUGCUGAUUUGAGGAGGCAGCUUCAGAUCAAAGAUCAGCAACUGAAGGAAGCCUUGUUGGCCAAACACAAGCUCGAGGAGAGCUACAGGAGAGUGGCAGGUGACAAUGCAGCGAGUUGCAUCGAGGCGUACCGGUCACCAGUGAUGCAGGCCAAUGUCGCAAUGAAAGAAGAGGUGGAGCUGUUGAAGGAGAGGAUUGCUGCACUGGCAGCAAGGAAGCUUCUCAGCGGAAAGCAUCCAAGGGGCCAACCGGGAAGGGGACCAGCUGCUUUUGAAGAAUUGAAUGUGGCAUAUGAGGAAAUCGCUUGCCUUUAUGACAUUCGGGAUGAGAUCAUGAGCGAAUUGAAUGCCCUCCGUGAGGAGGUUUUCAGCCAGCAGUCAAUGAGAGGGAUGGUGAAACUCGUUCGAGACGGGGAACUUGCGUCAUGGCAGCAAGUGACCUAA